Messenger RNA from Pyrus x bretschneideri (Chinese white pear), 1926 nucleotides. Its product is annotated as tonoplast dicarboxylate transporter. The coding region runs from base 149 to 1756 and encodes 535 amino acids. NCBI's taxonomy places the organism in Eukaryota, Viridiplantae, Streptophyta, Magnoliopsida, Rosales, Rosaceae. Gene Ontology annotation, molecular function: transmembrane transporter activity. Gene Ontology annotation, biological process: monoatomic anion transmembrane transport. The transcript has 6 exons. The record is from RefSeq and is a predicted model, not a curated record. Gene Ontology annotation, cellular component: membrane.
CACCGGCCAACCAAUGAACCUUACUUCCUUGUAUGCAUAACUAGAUAGAAAAGCCUUACUUCUUUGUAUACAAAACCGAAUAUAAAAGCACCAUUUCCUCGCAUUAUAUAACCAAGUGAUUUCCGUAAUCCAAUCCAACAUCAAUAACAUGGAUCAUCAUCCAAUAUCCGAAGACCCCAAAACCCCGCUUCUCCCUCUCCACGAUCAAAUCCAACGGUCGCAGAGCUUCCAUUCAUCCUUGAAAUCCAUUAUAACACUCAAGAACUUCUUCAUCCUCCUCGGACCUCUUCUUUGCACCAUCAUAUGCCUCUGUGUGAAGCUAGAUGGCCCGGUGGCCAGCUGGAACAUGUUGGCAGUGCUGGUGUGGGUGUUUGCUUGGUGGCUCACGGAGGCCGUGCCCAUGCCAAUUACCUCCAUGUCCCCACUCUUUCUCUUCCCUUUCUUUGGAAUAUCCUCUGCUGAUGAUGUUGCUCAAUCUUACAUGGACGAUGUUAUUGCCCUUCUUCUUGGAAGCUUUAUAUUGGCUCUUGCUGUUGAGCAUUAUAACAUCCACAGAAGAUUGGCCUUGAAUUAUUCCAGAACACAGAUAACCCUGGUGUUCUGCGGAGAUCCCUUGAAUCCACCAUUGCUGCUGCUGGGAAUAUGUGGGACCGCAGCAUUCAUCAGCAUGUGGAUGCACAACGUGGCAACUGCGGUGAUGAUGAUGCCCGUAGCCACUGGCAUUCUCCGACGGUUUCCGACGGGUCCCGACCAAUCCGUGGUUGUGAGCAACUUUUGCAAAGCCGUGAUUCUGGGGGUGUUGUACUCCAUAACCAUAGGAGGGAUGAGCACUCUGACGGGGACAGGUGUCAAUCUCAUAUUGGUUGGAAUGUGGAAGAGCUAUUUCCCACAAGCAGCUCCGAUCACCUUCAGCACCUGGUUCUGUUUCGCCUUCCCUUCGGCAUUGUUGAUGUUCUUGGCUUUGUGGGGUUUGCUUUGUUGCUUGUAUUGCUCAAGGGGUUCAGGCCAGGCUCUCUCUGUUUAUUUAGACAAAGCCCAUUUGAAGAAGGAACUCGAAUUGCUAGGUCCAAUGGCUUUUGCUGAGAAGAUGGUACUGGCUUUGUUUUCGAUGCUGAUUGUUUUGUGGAUGACAAGAAGCAUAACGGAGGAUAUUCCGGGCUGGGGAGUCCUCUUCAACGGACGUGCCGGAGAUGGAACUGUCAGUGUUAUGAUUGCAACUUUUUUGUUCAUAAUUCCAAGCAAAAAACAAAAAGGUGAGAAGUUGAUGGACUGGGAAAAAUGCAAGAAGCUACCCUGGAAUAUCAUAUUGUUACUAGGUGCUGGUUUAGCCAUAGCUGACGGAGUUCGAUCCAGUGGCCUUGCUAAUUUAUUAUCUGAAACCCUAGAUUUUUUGGAGGCAGUCCCAUAUGUUGCCAUUGCACCUGCGGUGUGUCUCAUAAGUAGUUCCAUCACUGAGUUGAUCACAUCAAACAAUGCGACAGCCACGCUUAUUAUUCCUCUCCUAAUUCAAAUUGCCAAAAGUAUGCAUGUGCAUCCUCUCCUUCUGAUGAUUCCGGGUGGCAUUGGGGCACAAUUUGCUUUCUUGCUUCCUACGGCAACUCCUUCAAAUACCGUAGGAUUCGCCACUGGCCACAUUGAGAUCCAAGAUAUGAUCAAGAUUGGCUUGCCAUUGAAGAUUGUUGGGAUUGCUGUGUUGUCCCUUUUGAUGCCCACUCUUGGAGUUUAUGUAUUUAGGACAAGUGAACCAGUUCAAUGACUUGAAAGUUCAAUAAUGUUACGAUGUCUCACAAAAUCUCAAAGCAUAACAAAAAGCAGAACAUGUUUUGUUAGCGAUAGUCCUAUGAUUCCAUUCAUUUGUGAGUCUAUCUGUGAUUGUGAGAUACCUGUAUGAAUUCGAAGCAUGAUUUUAAAUUUACAUUUCAUAUA